Messenger RNA from Eupeodes corollae, 2792 nucleotides. RefSeq names its product Y+L amino acid transporter 2 (gene gb). Gene Ontology annotation, molecular function: L-amino acid transmembrane transporter activity. The record is from RefSeq and is a predicted model, not a curated record. The transcript has 8 exons. Gene Ontology annotation, cellular component: membrane. Gene Ontology annotation, biological process: amino acid transmembrane transport. The coding region runs from base 224 to 1747 and encodes 507 amino acids. Lineage: Eukaryota; Metazoa; Arthropoda; Insecta; Diptera; Syrphidae.
UUUAUACAUCUCUUCUACAUAUGUACUUAUUUUAUGCACUUGCACUGUGUACAUGUACGACUUGAAGUUUCAAUAAUUUUAUAAGAAAAAAACCAAAAGUUAUGCUUAAUAAUUACUUGUAAAUAUACACGCUCAAAACAUAAACCAAAUUUUCAUUCGGUUGCGGAUAGUCGCCAAGUGGUGAAGUUGUUUUCGCGUGUUCGUAAAAUCAAAACCAAAGGCUAUGGCUUCGAAAGAUCUUCCAUCGCCUAGUGAAAUAGCUCUCAUAACGCCUGGCGUGGAACAACCACCCACUUCAAUGAGUUUUGCUGAGGCACCUAACAGUCGGGCAGAUGCUCCAACAACAGAGAAAGUUCAAAUGAAAAAACAACUGGGACUUCUGGAAGGAGUUGCGAUUAUUUUGGGUAUCAUAUUUGGUUCGGGUAUUUUCAUUUCGCCCAAAGGCGUUAUACGCGAAGUAGAUGCUGUCGGAACCUCCUUAGUCAUUUGGGUAUUAUCUGGGCUAUUGUCCAUGAUUGGAGCACUUUGUUACGCAGAACUCGGUACUUGUAUACCUAAAUCGGGGGGAGACUAUGCUUAUAUAUACGAAGCUUUCGGAUCUUUGCCAGCAUUCUUGUACCUCUGGGACGCAAUGAUGAUUUUUGUGCCCACAACAAAUGCAAUCAUGGGUCUAACAGUUGCCUCCUAUGUUCUUCAGCCGUUCUUUGCUGAAGAAUGUAAAAUACCAGAUGGUGCCUUACAACUUCUAGCAGCAGUUAUGAUUUGUUUUCUUACUUUCUUAAAUUCCUACAGCAUGAAAGCCACGACGAAAAUGCAAAAUGUAAUCAUGUUCACAAAGGUUGCAGCACUUGUAUUGAUAAUUGUUCUUGGCCUGGUUUGGAUGGCAAUGGGAAAUGUUGAAUAUUUCAACAAACCAUUCGAAAACUCAGAAACAGAUCCGGGCAAACUAUCAGUUGCUUUCUACUCUGGUAUAUUUUCUUACGCUGGAUGGAAUUAUUUGAAUUUUAUGACAGAAGAACUUCGUGAUCCAUAUAAGAAUCUACCACGUGCUAUUUAUAUAUCACUGCCUCUAGUUACCGCAAUUUAUGUUCUUGCAAAUUUCUCUUACCUGGCUGUUCUCACAAAACAAGAAAUGGUUGCUUCUGAAGCUAUUGCUGUGACAUUUGGAAAGAAGGUAUUGGGUGUAUGGUCUUUGAUAAUCCCAAUAUUAGUAGCGAUAUCAGCAUUUGGUGGUUUGUCAGUGCAUAUUAUGGCAUCUUCUAGAAUGUGUUUCGUUGGGGCUAGAAACGGACAUAUGCCAUCGUUAUUGUCACAUAUUAGCAUAGACAAAUAUACUCCAACACCAUCACUAGUAUUUUUGUGUGCGCUAUCAAUUGUUAUGCUGCUUGUUAGUGACGUUUAUGUUCUCAUUACCUACAGUAGCAUAGUAGAAUCGUUCUUUAUUAUGCUUUCAGUAUCAGCUGUAUUAUGGUUCCGGUACAAACGACCUAACAUGGAGAGACCAAUCAAAGUACCACUUUGGAUUCCGAUUGUGUUUGUGAUAAUAUGUGCUUUCUUAAUCAUUGUUCCUUGCUACGUGGCUCCUUAUGAAGUUGGUAUGGGUGUUCUCAUCACAGUAAUUGGAAUUCCAUUUUAUUAUGCAGGAAUUGUAUGGCAAAAUAAACCUGUGUGGCUACAAAAUUCAAUUGGUCGAGUGACUCUUACCUUUCAGAAACUCUUUAUGUCAGCGAAAGAAGAAAAAGACUGAAACAGAUGCACUUUUGUUAAUUUAUUUUUUUAAUAAUAUUCAUUUUUUAGUGAGUUUUUUUGCUUUAUUUAUAUUCAUCAAGUUCUUUUUUAGCUUUUAAUAUUUUUUUAUGGACUUAUAAAUUUGUUUGCUUGUACCUAAGAAUUUAUGCGUGUAAAAAGUGCAUUAAUUAAUAUUUGUAAUGCAUAAACUACACAGUAUAUUAAAAUAAAUAGACAAAUGUUUUUAUUUAUACAACUUUCACAAGGAAAGUUUGCUAAAUUAUGUUUCUAAUCAGAACAAUAAUAUGGGUUCUUUAAAGAGGCCUUUUUAAAAAAGAGCCUUUGCGGCACCUUGUAUAUCAAGACAAUUGAAUUGAAUAUUAAUUGAAUUUAAAAUAUAAAAAGAAAUCUUUAUUAAAAACAGUGUUAAAAGAAUGCGGUUUUUAUACUGAAUCUCCUCCUUGUGAGCCGCAAUGACUAUUUUAUUUUUUAAUAAAAUUGAAAAUUCGUUUGAAGUACCAAAAACAAAAAAAGAAACAUUGCAUUAACUGUAUGAAUCUCAAUCGACACCAAUAAAAUGUUUAAGACAACAAAUACAAAUAGAGCGACAAUGUACAAACGAAUAAUCCUCUGAAAUUUAAACAUUUAUAACAAAAUUUAUUAAAAAUUUCAAGUUCAAUAAACAAUAAUUUUGUAAAACAUUGCCUAGACGAAGUCAAAAAUUUAUUUAUUUUUACUUUUGUUUCGAUAAUAUUAGUUUGAAGUAAUUGCAAAGUAUUGAUGCCACUUAAGGAAAUACAUUAUUCUUCCACAAACACAAACAUUUUUUGAUGUAUUUAAUAUUGAAAAAUCAUGUAUAUAUUGUAGAUGAACUAUCUUUAUACAGAAACAGUUGUGCCAUGAAUAAUUUAUUACAAUUUGUAUUUGUUUGUUAUUUUUUAAUUUUGUUCAUAAGAAAAACAACAAAUUUAAGCUAAAUGAAAAAAAAAACAUUUUUAUAUAAGUUGAAUUUCUGAUUUUAAGAAUAAAAAUGCAAAACUGAAGUCAUUGACGUGUAUUUCAAA